Molecule: messenger RNA, 6387 nt
Organism: Symbiodinium sp. CCMP2592
Lineage: Eukaryota; Dinophyceae; Suessiales; Symbiodiniaceae
Source: the annotation of a GenBank genome assembly
AUGCCUCGUGAUGCCGGCCCCCGCAAGCCCACCCUCAAGCAGCUGGCGAAGCAGAAAGCGAAGGACAUCAAGACCCGGGAGCGCAACGAGGCGACGUUCGCAUCCGCCGUUCAGCACUCCAAAAGCACCAUACUCGACGUGGACAUGCGGUUCAUUCAAGACACGCUGACCCAGAACCCGACUUGGAUUUCUCCACUCGCUGGUCUGAUCCGCUCGGGCUCGUUGAAUGGUCUUCUGAAGGACGUUGCCAAGAAGGAGGAGACCGGUGGACUGAGAUGGAAGGGCAAGUGCACCAAAUGGGGCAGUUUGCCGCUUGAGACGGCGAGCUUAAUGCUCAAGCAUUGCGGUGUGGAGCUCGCGGAGGACGUACAGAAGGACGAACCCGUCGUACGGACCCUCUUCGAGAUCCAGUUCUGGGCAGCCAAGUCGGCGUCCUUGCCAUCUCGUGCGGACAUUCGCUAUCAGUCCACGUUGGUCAAGUUAGCGAGGGCCCGCAUGGAGGACGUUGGUCGCAACUACAUAGCUGCGGUGAACUCGGCGGAGGCUAUCAGUGUUGACCGGGACAGGUACAACAUCUGGUCACUUAGAACAACACGUUGUACUGCCACGUCUUUGCCACACAAGAUGGACACCCUCGCCUCGUACCUCAGCCACGAGCUUCCUACUCUCCCGGACAACAAGACGUGGCAAUUGGACGACCCUUUUGCGGUGGACUGUGUCAUUUCAGAUGGACAGCAUAACUCGUUGUUCAGUUUUGAAUGCGCGCGUUUCUUUCCUACUUUGCCGGACAUGAAGGCCAAGUGGACCUUCGACUUGUCGUCGGACGCAGACACCACGGCUGGCCUCGGCGACAAUGUGCCGCAGGGCACCCUGUCGGUCCGGCACGAGUUUCACUGGGGCCGUGAAGCCGGACCUCCAGCUUUUUUCAGCUCUGCGUUGGACAAGCGUCGGACAGUUGCAUUUUGCAUUCCCUGCGGGACACACGGAAGCCUGAAGGGCGAGAGCUACAAGUACAAAGAGCCGCAGACCAAGGUAACGGAUGGACAUCGUUUUUGGCACAUGCGUUGGUUUGUGGACUUCCUCGGAGGACACGAGUCUCGAAAUUUCCUCGCAGGCAGUGUGUCGACGUUCAGGAACAAGCUCUUCACGAUUGCAUGGCCCUGCUGGACAGACACGGAGGACGCUCUGAAAAAAGAGAUCGAGUCGCACUUUCUCCAGAGUUCGUUCUCCCUCCUCAAGCAACAGGAGCACGCUGCAAACGCCGAGAAGAAGGGCACCAAACGAAAGGCAUCCUCGCAGCAGAUGCAGGACGACAUGGAGGACGACAACGAGCAAGCGGACAAUGAGGAGCACACGGGUGACCAGAUGGAAGAGGUAGCAGCUGGACGAAGCACACGUUGUACAGAGUUUGCCACGUCGAGCUUUGCAACGAUUGUUCUUUUGCAUCAAUGGCACCAGGGUAUGCGCAAAGAUGCCAAAUGGAAGAAGCCGGCAGAGGAGGUAUCCAAGCUGGCCGGGGAGUUGCUUCAAGGCCUCGCUUCCUUGUUCCUGCAGACCCCGCAGGACUUCUCAUUCACGUGGGACGGAAACACUCUGGUGCUGCCGUUCAAAGGAUGUUCGCUGGACGUGGACGAGGUUGUACUGCAAAACAGUUUACUUGCUAAAGUACUACACCGCGAUCGUUCCCGAUUCAUGGACGUGCUGCAGGAUGUGAAUGUGGACUGCACCCGUCGGACAAUUGGAGACACUCGCAAGUCAUCUAGUUUGAGGACGAAGUACUACUUGUUGGCGGCUUUGGCACGUGCCAUGGAUUCGUCGGACGACACGCAUUCCUGCUGGACAUCUUUGAAUGUGAAGCAAGUGAUGAGCACCUCCGGAUAUCGUCGGUCGUCCACGAGUUUUCGACAAGAGGACAGCAGCGAACAGCAGGACGAACAAAAGAUCAAGAAGCACGCUUCUAUGGACGCACACAGGCUAGCACGCAUGGAGCGAUACGCCUAUGUCACGCAGGGCAAGUCAGAUUUCCUCUCGACGGACAUUUUGUGCGUGGUGGCAGAUGCAGUGCACGUGGGAAGUGACGAUUGGCUGAACAUCAUGGUGUACAACCACACGACGGACAAAGUUUGGGUCUGCCCGCCGCAGGUCCAGAAAUCGUCCGUCUUGUCGGCUGAGCAGUGGAAAGCUAUGUGGAACAAGGCUUCCAAGAAGUUCCUCGGGAUCGAGAAACCCGUUGGACCUGGUCAUGCGGAGGACCGGCUGGCCACACUGUCUUGGAUGCAGGACAUAAACCACGGCUUGCGACCCAUUGGCUGGACUUUUGGCUGCUGCCAGAGCACGCCGGCCGGCCCCGCGGAGGACGACACGAAGGCUAAACGUGCACCGAUCAUGAUUUUGUGCACCGACCAAGAAGCAACACAGCUGGCGGCUGUCUCCUUCUUGAGGAACAAAAAGAGCCUCUGGAUCGAACACGUCUCGGACCCCGCCCACAGGUCGCACAACGACGUGGCUUUGGCCUUGUCGGCCGCUGGACUCCUGAAGUUCUGCACGUGCAUCUCGCUGUACAACAUCAGGUAUGGACCCUGGCAGAAGGGCUCGUGGGCGUUGAAGAUCCAGCAAGCCGCAAAUCGCAUGAAGGACAACAUGGACCCCUCGGACCCGAUAUUGCUCCUUUUCUUCCCGGACAUUCUGCUGGACGCCGGCCUCUCCCCCCUGGACGACAACACGGAGGAGAAACGCAGGUCGUUUUUGCAGACAUUACCCGACAUGGACUGCAUCCGCAUCAAGGGCACGAAGGCCAGCAAGAGUCGGUUCAAUUCCCUGACGACGGCCCACAGCGCGCUGGACAAAGAGUGGUCGGUCUUGGCUUUAGUUCUCACGGUGGUCUGCUUGGAGCACAACUGGGCAGUUUCCACUAAGGACCUCUUCUCGCAGGACAGCAACCAGGCCCGUGCCUCGGUUCCAUAUGGUGGAAGCAAGUCUUCUGCCAUACAGGAGGCCAAGCAAUGCAUGGACCAGGAGCGGAAGGGCAGCGCGAACAGUCUACACUUAAUGACGAAGUUCGUGAUCUCGCAGGACAACAAGACGACAGCCAGGAUGAUGUUCCAGGUCUUGCAACCCGAAGAGCUUCGUUGUUCGCUCAUGCUCAAGCAGCUGCGUUCCAAAGGCAUGACGAAGGACUACUACUCUGGCUGGGCACACUGGUCUUGGAUGAGCACUGCAAAGGACCACGUCAGGACUUUGUCGAAUUUGGAAGGUUUAUCUCGUGUCGGCCUCGACCUGACACUGGCACGCGCACAACCCCCGGCGGAGACAGAGCUUGUCUGGCAGGACUCGCUCGCAGGCCAAAUGACGCAGUUGACACUACAGAUCCUGCGGCUGCGGGUAGCAGCUGGACGAAGCACACGUUGUACAGAGUUUGCCACGUCGAGCUUUGCAACGAUUGUUCUUUUGCAUCAAUGGCACCAGGGUAUGCGCAAAGAUGCCAAAUGGAAGAAGCCGGCAGAGGAGGUAUCCAAGCUGGCCGGGGAGUUGCUUCAAGGCCUCGCUUCCUUGUUCCUGCAGACCCCGCAGGACUUCUCAUUCACGUGGGACGGAAACACUCUGGUGCUGCCGUUCAAAGGAGGUUCGCUGGACGUGGACGAGGUUGUACUGCAAAACAGUUUACUUGCUAAAGUACUACACCGCGAUCGUUCCCGAUUCAUGGACGUGCUGCAGGAUGUGAAUGUGGACUGCACCCGUCGGACAAUUGGAGACACUCGCAAGUCAUCUAGUUUGAGGACGAAGUACUACUUGUUGGCGGCUUUGGCACGUGCCAUGGAUUCGUCGGACGACACGCAUUCCUGCUGGACAUCUUUGAAUGUGAAGCAAGUGAUGAGCACCUCCGGAUAUCGUCGGUCGUCCACGAGUGUUCGACAAGAGGUUGCGAGUUCAUCGAAUGCCACACGCAGGACACUUACCUCCACAUUGCAAGGACAUGCGUUCACCGUGCAGGACAGCAGCGAACAGCAGGACGAACAAAAUAUCAAGAAGCACGCUUCUAUGGACGCACACAGGCUAGCACGCAUGGAGCGAUACGCCUAUGUCACGCAGGGCAAGUCAGAUUUCCUCUCGACGGACAUUUUGUGCGUUGUGGUCCAGAAAUCGUCCGUCUUGUCGGCUGAGCAGUGGAAAGCUAUGUGGAACAAGGCUUCCAAGAAGUUCCUCGGGAUCGAGAAACCCGUUGGACCUGGUCAUGCGGAGGACCGGCUGGCCACACUGUCUUGGAUGCAGGACAUAAACCACGGCUUGCGACCCAUUGGCUGGACUUUUGGCUGCUGCCAGAGCACGCCGGCCGGCCCCGCGGAGGACGACACGAAGGCUAAACGUGCACCGAUCAUGAUUUUGUGCACCGACCAAGAAGCAACACAGCUGGCGGCUGUCUCCUUCUUGAAGAACAAAAAGAGCCUCUGGAUCGAACACGUCUCGGACCCCGCCCACAGGUCGCACAACGACGUGGCUUUGGCCUUGUCGGCCGCUGGACUCCUGAAGUUCUGCACAUGGUGCAUCUCGCUGUACAACAUCAGGUAUGGACCCUGGCAGAAGGGCUCGUGGGCGUUGAAGAUCCAGCAAGCCGCAAAUCGCAUGAAGGACAACAUGGACCCCUCGGACCCGAUAUUGCUCCUUUUCUUCCCGGACAUUCUGCUGGACGCCGGCCUCUCCCCCCUGGACGACAACACGGAGGAGAAACGCAGGUCGUUUUUGCAGACAUUACCCGACAUUGACUGCAUCCGCAUCAAGGGCACGAAGGCCAGCAAGAGUCGGUUCAAUUCCCUGACGACGGCCCACAGCGCGCUGGACAAAGAGUGGUCGGUCUUGGCUUUAGUUCUCACGGUGGUCUGCUUGGAGCACAACUGGGUAGUUUCCACUAAGGACCUCUUCUCGCAGGACAGCAACCAGGCCCGUGCCUCGGUUCCAUAUGGUGGAAGCAAGUCUUCUGCCAUACAUGAGGCCAAGCAAGGCAUGGACCAGGAGCGGAAGGGCAGCGCGAACAGUCUACACUUAAUGACGAAGUUCGUGAUCUCGCAGGACAACAAGGCGACAGCCAGGAUGAUGUUCCAGGUCUUGCAACCCGAAGAGCUUCGUUGUUCGCUCAUGCUCAAGCAGCUGCGUUCCAAAGGCAUGACGAAGGACUACUACUCUGCCUGGGCACACUGGUCUUGGAUGAGCACUGCAAAGGACCACGUCAGGACUUUGUCGAAUUUGGAAGGUUUAUCUCGUGUCGGCCUCGACCUGACACUGGCACGCGCACAACCCCCGGACGAGACAGAGCUUGUCUGGCAGGACUCGCUCGCAGGCCAAAUGACGCAGUUGACACUACAGAUCCUGCGGCUGCGGGCCGGGGCACAGCUGUACCAUACUGGAGGUUUCGGUGCGACCGCAGGACUAGUCCAUGCUGAAGAGCAGUUCCGUCGGGCAAGCUUGGAUUUUUUCAAAGAGAUGCAGUCUUGUAUCCAGGACACGCACAGUGGUGGUUCUCGUAUGGCAAAAAAAUUGCUCGAAGGUCAUUUCUCCCAAGGGCCGAUUAGUCGGUACAUCCUCGCCGAUCUUUGCACUACCCGGUUUCAGAGCCUUACGGAGGACGUUGCACACGUAUUGACCAGCAUUUGGUCGGGCCUCUUGAACACGAAGAUCAUCGAAGACUGUAAUAAAGUCCAGCGCGAGGCCGAGCAACGACAUUCGUCUUCGAAGGACUUGGGUCGUUUGGACGGAUGGAAGGCUGUGACCCAACAGGCCGUGGUCAAGAUGUACGAGAGGGUGGAGGCACUGUCAACGGAGCUCUACCACACGCCGGCAGCGUUUGACGUGGCCAAACUUUUCUGCAAAGACACCGAGAAGAAGAAGAUUCAAGCAGUUCGUCGUCGUUCCGAUUCGACGGUCAGCACGCAGGUCAGUGCCUCGGAGGUGCAGGAAGCACAGCUUCUUGCAGACGUGACGAAGACGAGGGACUGGGUCUCCCACAACCACGCCGAGGAACAGGAGGUUUUGGCUGCCUUCAGUUUACUGAUGAAGGCGUGGAGGGCCAAGCGAUGGUCGCUUUGUGAAGAAGGUUGGUGCUCUGGACUUUUGCCCGAAGGACAUGUUGUACUGGCAGGUGCAGACCCGUUGUUCAUCGUUCGGACAUACCGUUUGGCUGCACUCGCAUGGCCCGGCAAGAUCGUUAAGGACAAGGACCAUGAGUUUUUCGAAUUCAACAUGGGCGUUCGGUCUCUCUUUUGGAUGCACAGCACAUCUUUGGACUUGGAAGCGUUGCGGCUGCGAGUUGUUUCACCUCUGCGUGCCUCGGCUGCAGUACAGUUGAACAUUGUCAGCCCGACACGGACAUUCUCUACAUAUAUAUUCGUCCUAUAA